UGUGUGGUAGGGUGGCCAGUUCCUUUCCAAGAAUGUAGCAUACACAUAUAGAGUGAGAACCUUUCAUUCACUUCUGCAGAUGCUGAUGGAGGAGCCAUGUUUCGACUUUCUUCGCACUCAAGAACAUUUAGGGUAUAGUGUACACCCUACCUGUGAAAUUAUCUCUGGUAUUGUUGGGUUUUCUGUAACUGUGACAACACAGGCGAAUAAAUUCAGUGCUCUUCAUGUGGAUCAGCGGAUUGAAGCCUUUUUGGAAAAUUUCCAAGAGAAACUGACAAACAUGACAGACAGAGAGUUCCAGACUCAAGUGGACGCUCUGGUGAACCUGAAGCAGUGUGUUGACCUGAAUCUUGCAGAGGAAGUUACCAGGAAUUGGAAUGAAAUUGAAACAGGGGCCUAUGUAUUUGAUGAGCUGGAGAGAGAGAUUAAAGUAUUAAAGAAUGUAAAGAAAAGUCAAAUAAUUGAUUUACUAGAUGAACUAAUAAACAAAGGAAGAUGUCGGAGAAAACUAUCAACACAGGUCAUUGGCUUUGGUGAAAAGGAAAAAAAUCUACCCACAUCUUGUGGCGAUGCAAACAGGCUUCAAAAUGGCGAGACAACUGACGGGGAAAAAACUAUGCAAAUGACUUUCCUACCGUAUGAUGGAAACUCAAUAAAGCAUAUUGGAAGGUUCAAGGAGUGUUUGGAGAUUUAUCCAGUGACUGUUAUUAACAAAUAAAGUAUAAACAAAAAUGGGGAACAAACAAUAAGUUUGAUGGUGGUAAUCAGUACUGGUGGUAAUGCAAUAAGCCAAUUCGUGGUUCAAAUGCGCAUGCCCGUAUCCAUGGUAAAUUGACAUAAAACCUGUUGUGUGAAUGCUAGUUUAUGUUGUCGCGGUUCGAACUACGAAUUGGCCAAUUGAUAUUGUAGAUUUUGUUUAUUAAGUACACAGUUCUCGCUGCCCAUGGCCCAGAUAUGUUAACUGAAUAAAUUGGCUUAUAAUGGACUUGGGGCAAUUAUAUAAUUUAAACAAAAAUGAUUUUAAAGUUGCUAAUUGGGUUAUAUUUUUGUGAAGUAAUUAGUUAUCACUUAAUUUAAAUUAGUUUGCUUCAGGAUUUUCUAAAAAUAUUUUGUGUCAUUUUCUUGAAAUGAAAAUUGAAUAACUGUACAGAUAUUUACUGGCAAGGAAAAUAAUAUCUGACUUGCUUGGUGUCUUAAACCAGGACCAGGAAUGAGUAUUACCUUAAUGUUAACGGAUGACGUCGUAAUUUAUUUAUUUUGCGUUGCGGAGUUCGUUAAUUUUAGGAUUCUACGUGCUCGACGUACAUGUUGAUGCUAAACCUAGGGUAAAAGUCAUCUUAUUCACUGACCCUCAGAGAGAGGGUGUCUUAUUACCUAAAACCACAUUUUACCUCAUAUGCUAUUGUAACUUCAUCGAUGGUCAUUAUACCUUUAUUCACUGGACUCAAAAUCACCAAAUCAUUAUUGCACAACGUCUCGUGAGUACUCAAUACUUCAUACUUUGUAACUUUUAUUUAGUUGAAUAGUUUUAGAGGAUUUAAUUAGUUUAGAAUGGCUUUAUAAGUGAUAAAAAUCAGUUUAAAUGCAUACAGUAGUGU
Molecule: messenger RNA, 1598 nt
Organism: Anneissia japonica
Lineage: Eukaryota; Metazoa; Echinodermata; Crinoidea; Comatulida; Comatulidae
Product: nardilysin-like
Exons: 5
Coding region: 80-718 (212 amino acids)
Molecular function (GO): metal ion binding
Source: RefSeq, a predicted model, not a curated record